AUGAUUACCGCAGCAACAAUAACAACAACAACAACGACAACAACUGCGACAACUGCCGCUUCUACCAUUACUAAGCGGAAGAUAAUUCAGCUGAACUACAGUGAAGGCAACAAUAACGUUACAUUAUCGAUUUCCCCAUCUUCAACGGAUGAUGAAAGCAUCUAUAAAAUUGCUAAUAAUAAUCAAUUUCACCCAGCAUCAGCAGAAACUCCACAAUUAUCAAACAACAACAGCACUAUACAACUUUAUCAUUUUACUGAUAAAAUAAGUCCAUCACAUAUCGAACCGAUAGAUAUCAAUUCGUCACAUACUAUUGAAGAAUUGGAUGAAAAACGAGAGAAUGAAAGAGUAUAUGAAUAUUUGUUGCGAUUAACUGAAGUUUUAAUUCCGGAUACUGUAGACAUUUACGAAGGUCGUAAUAUAAAAACAAUAUUUUGCUUAUUUGCACUUGCCAAAUAUUUACGUCGCACACGUUGUGGACCAUCUAUUCGACGUGGAGAGAACAUUCACUUCUCACAUACUGAAGCUCUAAAACGGUUGGAAUAUUUACUGGAAGGUGAGGAGAUUCCGGGAGUAGCAGAAAUAAGCGUAAUUUUGGAUGACUUACAGCAGGAUGACAUUUUACGUAACGCCGCUUCAUUGUAUGCCGAAGAAUUGCACAAAAUUCGACGUGCGCAAAGUGUACCACUCAGCGUCGAACAAAUUGAAAAUCUUUUAAAAAUCGUAAAUACUUGCAUGCGUGUACGUUUCUUUAUAAUGGAAAAUGACGAAUGUAAUAUGUGUGAAAAAUUGAAAUGCAUACUGUUUGGAAUGAAGACGAUUGUAAAAAAUGAUUUGAAAGAAGCAUAUAUGAAAGCGAUACGUGAAAAAUAUGAUAAAGUUGGAAAAGAUCACGUAUCGCUGCGUGAAGAAUUACGUGAUAUUGUGGAAGAAGUUAACGACAAAGUAACGAAGCAACAACAAGUGGAAAAAAUAAAUAUGGCAUGUAAAGAAAAUGAUUGCAGUAAUUUAUUAAUAAUACUUCAUGAUUUGGAUGAUGUACAAGUAGAAUACAUUUCAUAUUGUAUGUAUGCAUUGAAGAAAUAUCCAACUUUAACAAUGAAAGAGGUGAAUGAGGUCAUUCGAAGGGUCAGUCUAAAUGUAAUCAAUGCAGUGAAUAAGUCACGAGAGACUCUUCGUUUAAAUAUGUUCCUUAUGAAUGGUAAAAAUGAUGAAGCGGCAAAAUUAUUACUUAUAUCGUGGAGAAAAAUUGUACGAAAUCUUUUAAUACCGCAAUAUCUGGUCCGGAAGAAAUUGUCGAGCCAACGGAAUACUGAUGGUGAAUAUUUACGGGAACGAUUUCAAGAUGGUGUAUUAUAUAUAAAUGUUGAUAACGAGAAAGUGAUUUAUGAUAAGCCAAAAAGAAUUGUUGAAUGGAUGCUAACAAGAGAAGAAAUUGAG
This is a messenger RNA of Acanthocheilonema viteae, 1440 nucleotides long. NCBI's taxonomy places the organism in Eukaryota, Metazoa, Nematoda, Chromadorea, Rhabditida, Onchocercidae. The record is from the annotation of a GenBank genome assembly.